CUUAGGUUAGGAGAUGAUGCAGAAUGCACACGCUGCUGGCGUCAAUGCGUGAGGACGUUUCCACCCUGGAUUUUGAUUUGGAGUCACUACUUGUUUGGGUUUUUUUUUAAUCUUAACACCGGGGUCCUCCGCCUCUUUCCCAUCCUUUCAGUAGAUUUCUAUUCGAGUUCCAACCCUCGGCUCCCGAUCGUGUAUGGUAUAUUUCGGCUGAUUAUUUGCUGAUUCACCCGCAGAAGACUGUACCAGCAUAAGGGGACUGGAAUAUUCCGGAGUCUCCAGCAUCUGCCUCUGCUCUGUCAUCUGUGAAGCUUUGUGUAAAGGUGUGACCAAUGCCGAAAAACAGUAAGGUUACACAACGUGAGCACAGCAAUGAGCCUGUCACGGAGUCUGUCGCCGAUCUCCUUGCUGGAGAGGAACCUAUUGACUACAAGCGCAGUGCGCUCAAUGUAGGAGGAGUCCCACCCACCAAGGAUAAGGAUGUAGAGAACACCAUGGAGAUUGAAGAUCGGCCAGCCUGGAACAACAAACUGCAGUAUAUUCUGGCCCAGAUUGGCUACUCAGUUGGUCUGGGAAAUGUCUGGCGUUUCCCCUACCUAUGUCAGAAAAAUGGUGGAGGUGCUUAUCUUGUUCCAUACUUCAUUCUGCUUCUUAUCAUUGGGAUUCCUCUGUUUUUCCUGGAGCUUGCAGUGGGCCAGAGAAUAAGGAGGGGAAGUAUUGGUGUCUGGAAUUAUAUUUGCCCCAGGCUGGGAGGCAUUGGAUUUGCAAGUUGCAUUGUGUGUUUCUUUGUUGGGCUUUACUACAAUGUCAUCAUCGGUUGGAGUAUAUUUUACUUUUUCAAAUCCUUCCAGUCUCCACUUCCAUGGAGUGAGUGCCCGCUGAUCUCCAAUGGCACUGUUACCAUUAUAGAGCCAGAAUGUGACAAGAGUUCAGCUACAACCUACUUCUGGUACAGAAAUACACUGAACAUCUCCAACAAUAUUAACGAUGGAGGUGGUCUCAAUUGGAAGAUGACUCUCUGCCUGUUGUCUGCCUGGUUUAUUGUAGGAUUAUGUACAAUCAAGGGUAUCCAGUCAUCUGGCAAGGUGAUGUACUUCAGUUCCCUGUUUCCGUAUGUUGUCCUGAUCUGUUUCCUGAUUCGAAGUCUCCUUCUCAGAGGUUCAAUUGAUGGAAUUCUCCACAUGUUCACUCCUAAGUUGGAGAAGAUGAUGGAAGCGCAGGUGUGGAGGGAAGCAGCUACACAGGUCUUCUUUGCUCUUGGUCUUGGGUUUGGGGGAGUCAUCGCCUUCUCCAGUUACAACAAGAAAGACAACAACUGCCAUUUUGAUGCAGCCCUUGUGGCUUUCAUUAAUUUCUUCACCUCUGUUCUGGCAACACUUGUGGUGUUUGCGGUCCUAGGGUUCAAAGCCAAUGUGAUGAAUGAGAAAUGUGUCAUAACGAACUCUGAAAAGAUUAUUGGAUACCUGAACUCCAAGGUCCUGAGCCAUGAUCUGAUUCCACCACACAUCAAUUUCUCACAUCUCACAGCUUCUGAUUAUGCAGAAAUGUACAGUGUCAUAAAGACGGUGAAGGAGGAUCAUUUCAAGGAAUUAGGGCUGGACACAUGUCAGCUGGAGGAUGAGCUGAAUAAGUCGGUACAGGGAACAGGCUUGGCAUUUAUUGCCUUCACAGAGGCAAUGACCCAUUUCCCAGCUUCCCCUUUCUGGUCUGUGCUCUUCUUCCUGAUGCUCAUUAAUCUUGGACUGGGCAGCAUGAUGGGAACAAUGGAAGGAAUCAUGUCACCAAUUGUUGAUACGUUUAAAGUUCGCAAAGAGUUUUUAACAAUCGGGUGCACGGUGCUUGCUUUCUCAAUCGGACUCAUCUUCGUCCAGCGUUCUGGGAACUACUUCGUCACAAUGUUUGAUGAUUAUUCUGCCACACUGCCCCUCACUAUUGUGGUUAUUUUGGAAAAUGUAUCUGUAUCUUGGAUUUAUGGGACAAAAAAAUUCAUGCAGGAGUUAACAGAAAUGCUGGGCUUCACUCCAUACAGCUAUUAUUACUACACCUGGAAGUACGUCUCUCCCCUGGCCAUGGCUAUUCUGACGGUGGCCAGUAUUAUUCAGAUGGGCAUUACUCCACCAGGAUACAAUGCCUGGAUAAUGGAGGAGGCUACAGAGAAGUUCCUGAUAUUCCCAGGGUGGGCCCUGGGAGUGACCAUUGCACUGAUUGUAGUGGGAGUUCUUCCCAUUCCCAUUGUCUUCAUUGCCCGCCAUUUUCAUCUUGUUUCUGAUGGGUCCAAUACUUUGUCUGUUUCGUACAAACGAGGUCGAAUGAUGAAAGACAUAUCCAACUUGGACGACCAUGACGAGACCAGGUUCAUCCUGAGCAAGGUCCCCAGUGAGACGCCUUCGCCGAUGCCCACUCAUCGCUCCUAUAAUGGACCAGAUAGCAUCUCGCCAAUGGAAAUGACUGCUGCCAACGGACGAUAUGGGGUUGGCUACCUAUCAGCAGACACUCCCGAAUCUGAACUCUAAGGUGGAUUGAGGAAGGAAGCUCAGCUCAAAAUGCAUUUGUAAUAUAAAGUGAAACAGUAAGUGGUGCAACGAUUAAUCAUCAGUUGUUACUGGGGCAAACAACCCAAGACUAGAUCGAUUUGACAAUGAUCUUCACUGGUAUAUAACCAAUCCAAAUAGUGUAAGCAGUAUGGAUCUUCAGCGGUGUAGGCACUGGUGUCUCGGACAUGUCUCAGAGCAGGUAACAUUGAGAAUGCAUUUUAAUAAACCCGGCUUGUAUCAACUCAGGCAACACAUAUACCUCUUGAGUCAGCACAAGUAAUACAUAAUUAUUUGGUUAUUUUUCUCCAUCAGUACAAGUAUCACAAAAACCAUCCCUAUAAAAGCACAGAUAUCCAUAUAUUCCAGCCUUAUAACAAUACAGGCAUUGUAUGUAGUAAUCUCUUAUUUAUAUACUGAACUGUAUCUAUUGAUAUAUAUGCUGAUCGUGUUUCAGCAAAACUGCGUUAUAUGCAACACCUGCAUAAAGAGAUACAAUAUACUGUCAUAUUAUUGCCGCUGGUAUAGGCACUGCACAUUAUCUGUCUGCACCUUCAGCACAAAUGUCAAAUAGACUUCUAGCGCAAGCAAUAUGUUUCUCAGCCCUGAUUCAGUACAACUACUUUAUAGGCUAGACCUGUACAGGCUCAUAAAUAUAGAUUCAGGAAGACUAAUGUUGUAUUAAAUGCAUAUGUUAGUACAAAUGCAUGUGCUUGCUGGUGUCUUCUGUGGUAUUAAUGUCUGCACAGACAUUCUGUGUGCCAGCAAGGGUACUGGAUGCAGAGGCCACAGCAGUACAGAUGUUGUACGUGUCAAGCUUAUGUCAAAUGGUAAUUGCAUGUGCAAGUCAGUUAUCAAUAUGGAUUGGCCAGUAAUAGCCCCAGAUACUUAGCAUGUGAAUUGCAUGUCUUAACUCUGAAUAGAUGUUGUAUCCACUUACUGUGUGUCAAUACAAACAUUAUAUGUAAGUAUAAAUGGUGCAUGCAUUAGACAUGUUAGUGCAGCACUGGCAGUAAAGAGCCAUAUCUGUGUGUUGGUCUUGCAUGUAUUUGCUAUGCAGCAGCAGAAAUGUCAUAUGUGCUUUCUGGCUGUUGUACAAAGACUGGGAGAAAUCACUGUGGGUUAGUACACCGCAUGGAAUAGUGGUGCGUUAGUAUAAGACGUGGAGCCGUGUUACUAUUGAUGUUGCAUGUGCUUGCUUUGCUUUGCAUCAGAGCAGAUGUUACAUAUACUAACCACGUCAGUAAAGAUGCUGGAGGUACUAGCUCUCUCUCUGUACAGAGGUUACACAUACCUGCUGAAUAUGUGUGGAUGUUCUCACUCACCUUGUCACAACACAAACAAUGUUUGUGCAGUGUGUCACUACCACCAUUGCAUGUAUGUAUCAAUGAAGGUAUUGCGAGUACUGGCAGUAUUUCAGUACAGAUAUUGCAUGUAUGUAUUGUGUCAGAAGUGAUGAUGCAUGCCCUUGCCAUAUCUACAGCCCUUGCAUGCUUUUUGACACAUGAGAGUAGAUGUGAAAGUAUGAACUGGGUAUCAAUAUGCUGUAGAUAAUACAAGUACUAAAAUGGCAUUUGCCCUGGAUGCUCCGAGUACGCGCUGUGUUGUCAGCCAAGUGUGACAGACACUCAUCCCUACAGGUUGUCAUCAGCCAGUCCUCAGUACAGAUGCCACAUGUACUUGGACACAUAUCUGUGCAAAUGUAGCUGCUGAGUACAGAUGCCACAUGUACUUACUGCCAGAGUAAAUGCAUUCUGAGUUUGUAUUUGAAUCCGCGUACUAUUAAUGGACCCACUGAUUAUCCAGAUCCAGUAUUUGUACUAACCCAGGGCUAGCACAUGCAACCAUGCACAAGUGAUUUAGCAUCUAAGGAAAAGAUUCCCUUGUUAGGUAGAUUAACUUCCACAUAUCAGGUCUCAUCAACCUUAGAUCUGCAGGCAGACUUACCCCCAAGCACAAAUGAUAGGAACAUUAAAUCAGCAACUCUAAGGCGAGCAGGUCUCUGGAAAUAGAUACAUCGAGUAACAGUUAAUACACAUUAGAUUUUCCAUAUAUUUUAUUGUAUUCUGAAUACAAUCUUUCUCUCUCCAUUGCCUCAUUACAGAGACAAGGCCCUAACAAUCAGGGCCAUCAAAUUCAUCAAAUCUGGGCAAAAAAUUUCAAGGUGGUCUUCUCACAGAGUCACAUUUCAUUAUGAAGGGGGCCAAGACUCAGUUUUGAAAGUAGAAAUGAGCCUAACUGAGUAGUGGUUCGGUUUCUCCACUGAUAACUCAGAGGUGUGAUUUUAGAUGCUACCAUUGCUACAGAAUUUAAUACUGCUUAAUUGAAAAAUUAGGAAGUAUGAAGCUGGUAUGGGGAAAAAUGAUCAAGAAGCUGUUGGACUCUCUUAAAAUUACAGCUCAUUCCCUGUUGUCCUUAAGAAAGUUCCCAACCUUUACCCAAGUCUCAGUCAAGCUGUGGCCCCACAGCAACUACAUUCUGAAAUCAGUUCACUUGUAAUGGGCAAUGACUAUGGCCGUACCGAUGGAAGUGGAGACAAUGAGUAAAUAAACCCCUGCUUUGCUCAUCCAGAAUAGGAUCCAAGCUUGCUCUCACCCCCACACUUUUAAUUUCAGUCCCGUGUUUUGCCUGAGCCCCCACACAGAAAUGGCUUCUUCUACAGCUCACAGCAGUGUCAGUCUGUUUCCCCUCAACCCUCUGCUCUGUCACCCAUCACUCACUACCUUCCAUCCCACCCUCUCUUCACAUUUCCUCCACUCACCUAACCACCACUGUUCUUUCCUUCAUUCAUUCUGCCCACCUCUUACUCUGCAUGCUCCAUGCAUUUCUCUCCCCCUAUUCCCCCUCCAUCCCAACAUUACCCCUCUGUGUUCCUCUCUCCACUCAUACCCAUCACCCUCUUUCCACAUUCUCCCUUCCACCCUCUCUCCCUUCUGUAGUUUAACUUGGUUGUUAUAAUAUCAAGUGCAAUAUUCUCCAAUGCCUUAAUACUGUAGUAUUAGACCAUAAGACUUGGGAGCAGAAUUAGGCCAUUCAGCCCAUUGAAUCUGCCUGCCAUUCGAUCAAUGGCUGAUUUACUUACCUGCUCAACCACAUUCUCCUGCCUUCUCUCCACAACCUUUGAUGCCAUUACUAAGCAAGAACCUUUCAACCUCCACUUUAUAUAUGUAUAUAUAUAUACCCAAUGACCAGCCUCCAUUGCUGUCUGUGGCAAUAAAUUCCACAGAUUCACCACCCUCUGGCUAAAGAAAUUACUCCUUUGCAAACCAACAAGAAAGCUUAAACUUGUUUAUGUCAUUUUGGCAUAGCCAAAACUAACACCACGCCACAGGUAGAAAAAACACAAUCAACUGCAUAAACACUCCAAAUUACUAACUAGUGACUCCUCCGAUGCUUUCACAGUCAUGUAAUAUUUUGUUAUUCCAAGAUUAGUCUGACGGAUCUUUAAGGGUUCUUGAAGAACAUUCCAAAACAAGGUUAAUGCCUAUGUGGGGAGAUGAAAUUUUUCUGGAUGAGAACUUGUGAGGAGAUUCUAGCACAAUAUCCAAUCCCAGAAUGAGCUACACUUAAGCAAAGAUCUCACUCCAAUAAUCCGACUACAAUGGUGCUGGACUAUUGGAUGUUACUUCUAUUAUUCCAAUGCGCAUUUAUUUCACUUUUUAACAUAUUAUAUUGCAAGUGUAUUAAAUAUUCCAGUGAAGUGAUCAAGUUUAAAAUGAAGGAGGAACUGAAAUGAACUGACUUAAAGGGAGUGUGGAACAGAAUCCAGAGAAUUUCAGCUUUUAAAAUGGAAUUUAUGCCACACCUAGCUAUACUCUCUAUAAUACAGGACCAACAAUGCAAAUACACAGAUUUGCAGAUAGUAAGUCCAUAGCUAACAAAGGGUUAGUGUAUUAAUGAGUGAUCUUUUAGAGUUUCCAAACAAUAAGUUAUCAGGCUACUGGAAUUUUAUUGCAAAAUCUAAUUACAGUUCACUACUUCCUCUUGAGUCCAGACAGAUCACAACAGGUCCAGCAGAAGCUGAUCUCUCGUGUUGGUCACUCAAGGAACAUUGAUAUUCAGAAACAAAACACUUCCCCCUCAAAAUUUCUGAAAUUUCAGUGCUAAGUAGCAACCAUCUUGGUUGCUGAGGGCAGCUAGUCUCAAUAUCACUGACCAAUCAGUGUUGGUUUGCAGAUUGCAGUAUUAAAGCUUGCAAAAUCAACAGCUAACUAGGCAGCACGUAGCUGCUUCUGAAGGUUAAUCGUUGCACUCUGUAUAGUGUUCAGAGAUUAACAUGUACUUGGAUUAGACACCAGUAGUAAACAGUCCUGUGUGUGUUAUUGGUACUUUAGGUAGUGUGAGUUCAUGUAUUUGGGGAGGGGACUUAUUCUAGACUUUUAUGUGGAGCCCUGUUAAUUUAUAGCACAUGAUGGUAAGCACAGUGGGAACAUUGCCAUUUCUCUAGAUAUAAUGUUGUGAUACUCCAAUGUUUCAGAGAUAUAUAGAUUUCAGCUUUCAAGUGUUGAUUUUGUUUCAAGUUGUACAAUCAGAUGGAUCAGAUAUAAUUUUUUAUUGCACUUUAUUAUUACUAGAGGUGCAGCAAUUAAUUGGAACAUGAAAUCCUGUGGGAUAGUAUGCCAUUUGGCCCAUUGCACUUGUGCUGGCUGUUUGAACAAACGAUCCAGCUGGUGCUGUGCCCCUGCUCUUUCUCUACAGACAUGCAGAUUUCAUUUCUUCGACUAUUUAAUCAAUUUGUUUUUGAAGCUACAAUUAAAUUUGCUUUCAGCUGACAUCACUUUACUUUAAAUGCCCAUAAAACCAUAAGGUAUAGGAGCAGAAUAGGGCCAUUAAGCCCAUCAAGUUCAUUCUGCCAUUCCAUUGUGGCUGAAUUAUUUUCCCUCAACUCCAUUCUUCAGCCUUCUCUCCAUAACUUUUGACCCUCUUACUAAUCAAGGACCUAUCAACCUCCACCUUAAAUAUAUUAAAUUAUUAAUAUCCACUAAAAUUAAGUAACUUUUAGAUGGGCAUGGCAAUAUGGCUUUUCCUAAGCUUGCACCAGCAAAGUAACUUCUGUUAGUCAAAUACACAACUGUUCAUGUGGUGUCAGGGACACCUACAGUUGAUACCUGGAAUUGCAGCCAAGGAGGACCACUCCACAAGUUACUUGGCUGGUGGCUAUGGCCAAGCUCCCAACUCUACGUUUAACUGGCUGGUUACAGACAAAAUCUGGUAAUGUCAAUAAAUUUAUUCUUUGAGUCCUGUAGGGAUACAUUUGUAGGAUUUGUGAAUUUCCUGUUCAUAGACAAUAAACCCAGAAUAACUGUGGAUUCUGCUUCAUUCCUUCCUGUCCGGAGGGAACAGUCUUGGGAGAAAGCUAUCAAGCGGCAGCUGCUGGCCAGUGAAAAGUGAUUUGUCGGUCAGGUUUGUUACUUGCCAAAGAGGAUGAGGAAGCAGAAAAGUAUAGUAAGUCAAACCUGGCAUUUUUUUUGGAAAUAAGGCUUCAACCCAAUGAUAAUCAGUCUUAAUUGAUCAGAGCUGAGGCCAGAACCUAUCUGGUUGAAUGCAGUGAUUGUGCUGCGUUAAUCCCUGCCCCCAAACACCUCUUCCGUGUGAGUUCCUGAAUAAAUCUGGUUAAUAGUAACCUGAUCUCUCACCCAGAUGCACAGUCAAUGCAAGCAAUGCACAGUAGUAAAUGUGUGUUCCCCAAUGUUCUCCUGUGAAAUCAAAGUUGAUAGUUUCUGCCUUGACACUGGUCAGCGUAAGUGCCAAGCACCUGAAAGCAUCUCUGAAUAAAUGACCAGAGUUUCACAAGAUUACAGACAGGAAGUGCUGGAAAUAUAAACUGGCUUGCAGGGAUUCAAAAGAGGAACAGUUACCAUCAAGAAAGAUGUUAACUCCAGGAUUUUCUCAUCUUGUUUGACCUGCUGUUUAACUCCAAUCCAGUGCCUGUGGGUUUACAUUUUAGAAGUAAGUUCUGAGCAAAAAUCUGAUUUACUCUGAUAUGGAGGUCAGUUAUUAACACUAUGUCCAUGACCUAUGAUUUUCACUGACGAGUAGAAUUACAUUAAGAUGAUAACCAGUGAUUAACUCACCUAGUGACCAGUGCUUACACUUUCAGGGUAAUGAUUAUCACUAACAUACUGACCAAUGAGCCAAACUAAUGUCGGAACCAGUUACUAAUAUGGUCGUGGCAGCCAGCAAUUUACAAUAGUGAUCUGGGAUUUAGUUAUAAUCACUGAGGAUCAUUGAUGUUCCUCUGCUUGUAAGGGCUGAUCAGGCAGGACACAGCAAAAAACAGGAAUAGAUGCUUCUGCAAUCUCUCCAGUGUGGUUUACUACUCACUGCUGAGGUCAGAGAUGCAGAAGCUCAGUCAUAGUUCAAAGUUUCAAUGCCUGAAGUGAAGGAAGGAACCAGUCAUCAAAUUAUAGCAACAAUCUGACAGUAUAACUCGCACAAAGAGCUGUGAGUCCAUUCCUGGUUCCCCCUUGUUUUACUGUAUGUUGUUAUCUCCACUCUGGCAAUGGGCUGUGUGUAUGUAAGCCAGUCAUGCAGUAAUGACACCUUCCUGCACUACCUACAUCGUAAACCAGGUUAUAACAUUUCAUUAUAUAGACAUUAACAGAAGCCUUUGCAAAUGCAAGAAUUUUAAUAUUUUAUAGAUAACAGCCAGACAAAGGAUAAAGUCAAGUCGAACGUUGGGCACAAAAGGAAGUUUGUGUUUUUGUUAUUCCGCAGUGGUGUCGCGAUCAGUGUGCCACUAUUACAGCCCUGGGUGUUACACAGUUUGGACUUCAAUCCGGGUGCCGUUCAGUAUGUCUCUGCAUGACUUCCCCGUGAUUAGUUUAGAGUUAAUUGGGGAUGUGACGUUGCUAGGGCAGCGAGGUUUGAAGGGCCUACCCUGUGCUGUACCAUCAAACAAAAUACGCGCAAAAUGCAUGAAAUAAUGACAUGUAUGCAUUGAAAUCCACUUAAAAUUCAGUUUCAAAAUGAAUGUAAUUUUACAAAUUGUGUUCUGCACACAUUUAGCCUAAACAAUGAAUUUCAUGUGGUAGAAAGUGAUGGAACAGAAGCACAACAAGGUGUGAAAUAUUUUACAGCAUAUUUAACUUUUAAUCAUUGCAGCAAUCCACUUGUUGCCCAGUAGGCAGUCAGGAUCAUAAAUAGUAAGCUCAAACCUAAAGGCCGAUUAAAAAGAAAACAAACUUCCCAGGAACUGCAGGUAACCACAGGGUUACUUUUCUCUCUCUUUAAAUCCCUUUCUGGAGAAGAAUUCUUUGCCCUGGUACAUGACUAUUGCUAAAGCCCUACAAUUGCUGCACCUCUGGCCACUGUAGGUAGAACAUUGGCCAAUUUGGUAUUUGUGUGACUUAGAGAAUGUAGUAAUAAUCUAAAGAUAUUUAUAUUGUACAUUGAACCUGUAUAUGUCUGUGUACAUUAUGUUAAAUUAUGAGAAUUACAGAAGUUUUGCUGAAUAUUUUCAUGCUAUUGUUGGUUAGUAGUGAUGUAUAUAUUCACUGUAUAUUUAAUAUAUAGUAUCACAUGAGAACAUGUACAAAUUUUCUUGUUUUUGUACUGUUUGAAAGGUUUUCUUGUUAAUUGAUUGAUAACUCAGCAUUCUUUUGGUUUAAUGUUUUAUUUCUUUUUUUGUGGUAAAAUUGGAUAGGUGUUCACAUUCCUAGUGGCUCCUUUCAAGAAGGCACUGGAGCAGGGGCACAUUAAGCCAAGAAUCCCACUUUAGUCUGGACAAUAGAUUGAGCCAGAGCAUGAAUUCAUAAAACCAUGGAAAUUUGUGGCAUAAACAUCCACAAAAUUAGCUGUCCAGCCUUUUCCCAUUUCACACUUUCUAGAUCAGCGGUACUGGAUGUAGAGGAAAUCAAUAUGAAUAUUCAUAUACUUUUAAAAAUGUGAUAGUCACUUCUCUCUCCGCUUUGCUUUAACACUCUGCUUCUCUAACAGUAUUCCAGUUGCCAUUCAGGGUGAAUGAAUAAAUAUGUUUAGGGCCAUGUCAGAACUUAUGUAAAUCAGGUGAUUAACCCUUUAUGUGACUAUUUAAGAAAAGGAGUGAGCUAAUCAAAGUGCCUUCAAAAGACAUUUAUUAUUUGAAAAAGCUGUUUUUGACUAGUGUAAAAUGCAGUGAACCUCUGAACACGUAUCUUAUAUAAAAUGAUCAUGGGCAUUUCCUGCACUGUUAAAAAUCAUUCCUGGCCAAAAUCCAGAAUUACAGAAUUAGGUCUGAGGACAGAUUUUGCUUUUAUAAUGCCCGGAUCAUCUAGAGCUGAUAAUCUCUACUAUUUUCUAUCAAUUGUUAAUCUGCUCUUACACAUAAAACUGUGUGUGGUCAAAUAGAAAGUUUUAUGAAGGAUCUGAUUUUUUGAGAUAUCAAUAUUGCACAAACUCGACAGCAAAAUUUUUAUUCUUGAUUGAUGGGUGACUUUGUACUGACAGGUUAACAACUAGAUGUUACCCAUUGCUUAAGUGGUGAGAGUCAAGACUUGCCUUUGAACUGCUGUAUGGUUCUGGUUACUUUCUAUUCCUUACAAGCUCCAGUCCAUGAGCCUGUGCCCAGGGACCAGCAGUCUGAUGGUAGGUUAUAUGGUAAGCGGUGGGAUCCUUGAAGUUUUACUGCUAUUUGCAGUGUGAUGAAGCCAGCAGUGUGGAUCAUGGGAAUAAGGUGAGGCAGAACUCUUCCUCUCACCAGCUUCUCCGUCUUUCUGUCUCACUUUGUCUGUACUCUCUUUUUUUCCAUUCUUCUUCUUCUCUCUCACUUUAUUCCUUUCUCUCUCGAGCCCAGAUUCAGAAGUGAUUGAUGAUUUUGUAGUGAAUGAUGCUGAAGUACCCUGUUUUCACAAAUUACAGUAUAAUGGAUGAAAUUUGGUUUCCCAGUUCCAGACAAUUCUCCCUCAUGAAUGCUAAAAUAUCUAAGGAUGUUAACAUCAAUCUUUAUCUGUACAUAGAUCUGAACAUCAUGCUUUUAAAGCAAGGUUAAUGUGAUUUAGCUGAAAUGAAUGGGAGGCUUUGUGGCCAAUAUCAAUACCAAUAAGUACGCAAAUUAUCCAACCUCAGUCUGGGAUAGAGCAAACAUUUUAG
Hypanus sabinus (Atlantic stingray) is the source of this 11597-nucleotide messenger RNA. It is a transcript of the gene slc6a17, whose product is annotated as solute carrier family 6 member 17. The record is from RefSeq and is a predicted model, not a curated record. The transcript is spliced from 12 exons. Lineage: Eukaryota; Metazoa; Chordata; Chondrichthyes; Myliobatiformes; Dasyatidae. Gene Ontology annotation, biological process: alanine transport; proline transport; glycine transport. Gene Ontology annotation, cellular component: plasma membrane; synaptic vesicle. Bases 330 to 2510 code for a protein of 726 amino acids.